Messenger RNA from Arachis duranensis, 1955 nucleotides. Its product is annotated as protein RADIALIS-like 2. The transcript has 8 exons. Gene Ontology annotation, molecular function: DNA-binding transcription factor activity. NCBI's taxonomy places the organism in Eukaryota, Viridiplantae, Streptophyta, Magnoliopsida, Fabales, Fabaceae. Bases 625 to 1122 code for a protein of 165 amino acids. The record is from RefSeq and is a predicted model, not a curated record.
CAAAAAAUACUUUUUCCUUCUUUUAACUUAGCACAAAACACAUCUUUGUAGUUUAUAUGUUAUUUACUGAUUCAAAUCUAGAGUUCAAAACAAAAUUCCAAGCCCUAUUUUCGAUUAGAAACCCUAACCCCUACCAUUUCAAAAUUUUAUUGAUGCGCGAUUUUCCCUUGUUUGUUCGAUUUCCUCAUCGUUGCUUGUGAAGUUGUGUUCCUCUCUGCUCGUGUCGCCGUCGCGCUUGUCGCUGUUCGCGCGCCGUCGUGCUCGUCGCUACUCGCAUCGGCGCAUCGCCGUCGUGCUUGUUCGCUGCUCGCAUCGUCAUCGUGUUCGUUGCUGCUCUGCAUUUCCUGAUUGUUGCUUCUGAAGUUGUGUUACUCGCUGCUCACGUUGCCUUCGUGCUCGUCUCUGCUCACGAGCCGUCGUGCUUGUUGCUGCUCGUGCGCCUUCGUGCUCAUCGCUCUGCAUUUUGAACUUCUGAAUUUUGCUCUGCUCAAUUCCAAUUUGCUCGCCUUCUUCUACUUGCGACGUUUUUCUUAGCCCCUGGCUAGGUGCUGAUAUGCUUUGCUUCCCCGUGGUGCUCGUGCUCUUUCCAUCACAGAUAGUCUCCUUGCUUUACUCAGCUUUGUUAUGGCUGAAGUUGAUGAGAAAUUCUGUUGUUGUAGGUGUUGGAGUUGGCUGAGAAUGCUUCCGGUUCAAUCAAUUUGCUGCCAGAGUCAUGAUAAUUGCUUGGCUGAUUUAUCUGGAGCAUUGCAUUGUGAUGCUGUUAUGAAUUUCAAGUUCUCUAGAACUAAGUGUUAUCCAGCAGCUGCUGCAAAAAACCGUCACCUAUGUGAGAGUCUUGCUGACAGUUGCUUUCCCAUAAGCCAGGGGCCAUCAGCAAGCCGUCUUCAUGAAUUGUUUAUACACCAGUUUUGUGAUGCUUACACCUGCUCAGGGAAACAGAAGCCUUUCUCUAGAGGAGGCAAGGAGCAAAGUAGUUUCUUCCGCCUGGCUGCUGGAGCAUUGAUCUUGGUGCUACUUCCUGUGUUCUAUCUUUUUCUUUAUCUUGUUCAAAGUGAUAUGAAGGGUCGAACUCAGGAGCUUCGUCGCAUCUCAAAAGCAGGAUGGAAAGGCAAGCCGUCAUGAGUCAUGAAUGGUAAAUGUUUAUAUCCCUUAUAAAGAUAGCUUAUCGAGUUAUCGCAAGACAGAAUGGGCUGUAUACUGAUAAAAUUCAAUAUCAUAAUGAAUUGUACACUUUAACUUCCCACUUGUAGUGUCCUUCAUGGACAAUUCUACAAUUCCUAAAGACAAGAAACUGGAGAUCUACACUGCAAAAUAAAAAAAGAGUAACUAGUAAGUGUCCAACAGAGAAGAGUUGAAUCUAAUAAGAAAGCUGAGGUUGGCUUUGUGUUAUGAAGUUAGAGGGUACUGAGAUUUUGAAGUGCAACUAUGCAGCAAGAAACAUCCCCAGAGGUGUGGUCUUGUUACCCUUCACUCUUGUUGUGAUAGUGCUCCUCUUUCCUCUCCUCAGAACCUUGAAUAUAUCAGCUUCUAAGAUAUUUGCCACAAGCUUUGAAUCUAAAGAAGAAACAAGAAGGACUAGUUGCAAUGUUUUCUCUGGGAACUAGACUCCUUAUCUGAAGGGACCGUACUACAGCAAUGAGACAUGCCCUUUCAUAUUUGACAAGCAGAAUUGCCUUCUACAUGGAAGACCUGACAGGGAGUUUCUUCAAUGGAGAUGGAAACCUAAUGAGUGUCAGCUUCCUCUCUUUGAUGCUACUCAGUUCUUGAAGAUGGUCAAAGGGAAGUCAAUGGCCUUUGUUGGGGACAGUUCUAUUUAGCAUAUGGGACAAGUCAAGCAUGGAUAUAAAAUAUGCAAGUAGAUUGAUAUCUUUUUGAUAAAUAUUAAUUACUAUUUUGUUAUGACAAUUAUUGUUAAACAAGAAUUUUAUUAUUUUGUUGAGAAUUAUCGAUGAACA